UCUUUCAGUCUGCUGGUGAUCAGACUAUUUGUUUAGGGGUCUUUGACAAGGCAAAAAAAAAAAAAGUGUGGGAACCCCCUACAGCUUUUUGCAUAAAAUACCAAUCUUGAAGACGCAGAGGGUUAAUUUCAAGCCCCCACCACCACCACCCACAUCUCCAAUUUGAAAGCCGCCUCUCUACCGGGAGAGGAAGGCUCUUUUUCGGUCAGAUGGCGUGCUGCAGUCCGCCCCCGUCAUUCUCCAGCCCACACAGACAGGGCAGCCAGCAACCAAUACGGUGCGCCGGAGGAGGAUUUCUGCCAGUGAUUUCAGACGAGCUACGAUACGCAAAAGGGAUUUACUACGCCACUCUGAGCCGGGGAAGCUUUCGGCAAUAGGUACCAGGUUUCACCCCGCGAGUACCGACUUGAAAGCUGGGACAUCGCGUGGUUGGAGAGACGCCUUUAGUCAUUACGCAGGUCUCCUCUCUGCACAUCCGUCUACCUGACCUGGAAAAGAGCUGUGCCAUGUCUUUGCCACGCACACUUGGGGAGCUGCAGCUCUAUCGGGUGCUGCAGAGAGCCAACCUGCUGGCCUAUUAUGAAACCUUCAUCCAGCAGGGUGGUGACGAUGUGCAGCAGCUCUGCGAGGCGGCUGAGGAGGAGUUCCUGGAGAUCAUGGCACUAGUUGGCAUGGCCACCAAGCCACUGCAUGUGCGUAGGCUGCAAAAGGCUCUCCGAGACUGGGCAGCCAACCCUGCCCUUUUCAGCCAGCCCGUCUCUAAUGUCCCUCUGGGGGGCAUCCCGCUGUUCAAAGUUGAUGGGACAGGAAGUGGACCUGCAGGCGGGCCCAGGAAGUCUGUGAGCAAUGGGCAGCCGGGGUCUCCGUGUGAGAGGGAGGACAGGGCGUGCCUUACUCCGAUGCAUAGUGGAAGCCCCAGAAGCCCCUGCUCCCAGGCCUCCCCACAGCCACCAGACACACACUACAGAGAAAAACUGUCCCCAAUGGACCCACACUGGCUCAGCCCAGACCCUGAUGGGAACUGCAGUUUGGCUUCUGCAUCUGGAAUUGAGGAGGAGCCAUCCAGCCCACAGUGUCCUCUUGGUCCCUCCACAUCUCCGAGCCCCUCUGCUUCCUUCACCCCUGCGGCUCUGUCAGCCUGGCCUGGAGGACAGCUGGACGGGGAGACGGCAAGGGCAGUGGUGGAAAGUGUGGAUAGGCUCCUCAGGACCCUGCCCAGGUCUGAUCCAACAGAGGUGAAGACUCUGCUCAGGAUGAACAAGAAGAUGGCAAAGACUGUGGGCCAUAUCUUCAAAAUGAGCCCCCAGGAUGUGAACAAAGAAGAGGAGAUCAGGAAGUACAGUCUCAUCUACGGGCGCUUUGACUCCAAGAGGAGAGAGGGGAAGCAGCUCACACAUCAUGAGCUGAUCAUCAAUGAAGCUGCAGCCCAGUUCUGUAUGCGCGACAAUGCCCUUCUGCUAAGACGGGUGGAGCUCUUUUCUUUGGCUCGGCAGGUGGCGAGAAAAUGUGCCUAUACCUCCACGCUCAAGCAUGCAAGGACAAAUGCAGAUGAGAACAGCGUCCUGUCCCUGAAGAGAGCGAGGCAUGAGGUUAUUGUGCCUGAGAGCGUAUCAUCUCUUCUUGGAGUGGAGGGCUCAGAGGGCAUGACCCAGAGGGCAGACGAUGACAGCUUAUCCACAGAAAGCCUCGACAGUGUGUCUCAUGACAUCGGCUCGCAGUGCAACCAGUCUCCGUCCCCUCGUCCACACACCGACACCUCUAACCCUGCCAACUGGAGCCGCCACCUCAUACAGCAAACACUAAUGGACGAAGGGCUGCGAUUGGCUCGGUUGGUAUCACAUGAUCGGGCUGGCAAGCUCAGCCUUGGAUCAGAAGGAACUCACUCUACAGACAUUGACGUUAAAGUGGAGAGGCGGAGCUCGAUAUCGGCGUGCAGGAGCAGUAGCCCCUGCAUCAUCAAAGAUGACUCUAAUCAUCGAGGGAAAUGAAAACAGAAAAGUUGUUCUCAAUCCUGCCACUGAACUCCUCUUAGAGCCUGAGCAGGUUUUUUCCAUGUGCACCUGUAUCACUCAAAUCUGAUGUUAAGAGGACUUUUAUUGACUUCUAAAUCAAUACAGUAAAUGUCAAAAAAGACCAACAACCGGUAUCAUAAACCCUCAGCAACUACUGAUCUGGUUUGACUUUAAAUCCAGUGAACAUGUAGUGGGCCCUUUUUGUUAGGGUUCUUUUAGAAUACAUAGACUACAUGUUCCAGAAGUCUGUAGAAAAAUAAACUACUUUUAGCCUGAAAAAUAUUAAAUUUCUGUCCACAUAAGCAACUUUUUUGUGCAAAAUGUUCAGCAUUGAACCUACCACCUGUUUCAGAUAAAUUUGACUCUACACAGCUGCAGCAGGGGGCACUGCAACUUUGGAAAUCAGCCCUCCUCAUUCACUCCACUAACUUAUUGGAGUUAGGUAAAAGGAUUUUUUUUUUUUUUUUUUGGAUAAUUUUUUCUACUUUUCCAGGAACUGACCAUCUAAAGACACUUCAUAACAUCCUUAGCAGCUCCUCACCCUCAGGAAACAAAUGGAUGAACUGAUGUAAUGUUAGAAGUGGUAGAUAUCCUCAAAGAAUCAAAGCUUAAGAAAACUAAAGUCCAUGUAGGCGUAUUAGGAAAGAAGAUUUGGAGAGACAUGCUGAGGUUUAUGAGACAUAAAGCCAUGGGACCUCUUCAUUCACUCCCUCACAGCUUUCUGUGAUCAUACUUUUUCACAAGCGGCUGAUGUGGCGUCUGUCAGCAAUGAGGCUUUACAUUUUCUUUCAUUAUGUGAAAAUGUGCUCGGAACACCUUUUUUGAUUCUCAGCAGCAUGAAAUAAGUAAAAACUGAUGCUUGAUGGAAGUUUAUUUCUUAGUUGUCUACUGCAACAGUGAGGUCAGGUUUCAAGUUAGGCUGCAGUGUCUUGCUCAUUGAAACUUUGGUUAGCAUUUCAGCGAAUUGCAUUCAAAAUUUCAUGAAUAAAUACAUUUACCCAAGGACUUUCAGAAGAAUUUAAAAUUUAAAUGCUACUUUAUUGAAACUCUGCAGAGGCUUAGGAUUCUGUGAGCUACUGGGAUGACUUUCUUAGUCUUUAAUAACAUCUCACAAUUUUUCUGACCUGAAGGAAAUUAGAAGGACUAAUCAUUCUGUACUUUCUAAAUUUAAGAAAUAAAAAUCACACGCAGGGGUUUACACUAAGACUCUCAAGGUGCUUGACUCUGGAUUCAGCAGCUCUUACAAUUUACAUCAGUGGCGCAGUGCAAAAGUGUAGUCAGAAUUUGUUGUAUGACUGAUUUCAUGUAGAUAAUGGUUAAAAAUGUGACUAUUUUUUGUAAACCUAACAAGUAUUUCAGUGAGGUAGCUUGCUGUGCAUCACUCACAACUGCCUGUCUCUAGAGCAUUAGUAACAUACUCAGUUUUAAUAUGUUGCAUAACAGAUUAUUUAUUUUGUUACAUCUCAAUAAAUGUUAUUUUAUUUCUUAAA
Notolabrus celidotus (New Zealand spotty) is the source of this 3502-nucleotide messenger RNA. It is a transcript of the gene nab2, whose product is annotated as NGFI-A binding protein 2 (EGR1 binding protein 2). The record is from RefSeq and is a predicted model, not a curated record. The transcript has 8 exons. Bases 507 to 1988 code for a protein of 493 amino acids. Gene Ontology annotation, cellular component: nucleus. Gene Ontology annotation, molecular function: transcription factor binding; transcription coregulator activity. Lineage: Eukaryota; Metazoa; Chordata; Actinopteri; Labriformes; Labridae. Gene Ontology annotation, biological process: negative regulation of DNA-templated transcription.